AUGUUACCGACGCUCGUUUCUCUGAUCUCCCUUACACCCAUCGUUGCUCAUGCGGCGCUACAGGUUGACCUGGAAUCGCCAGAUUCCAUCAAGACAGCCGCAAAACUGGUGGCCGGGGAUCUGUUGAGCUACUAUCAAGGUCGGGAACCGGGUCACACUCUGGGCAUCCUGCCCGGUCCGCCUCCCGAUGGCGACUACUACUGGUGGCAAGCGGGUGCCAUGUGGGGAGGAAUGAUCGACUACUGGUACUGGACGGGCGACGACACAUACAACGACAUAGUAUACGAAGCCAUACUGGCCCAGGCAGGACCAGACCGGGACUUCAUGGACAAGAACUGGACGCUAUCUUUGGGGAACGACGACCAGUCGUUCUGGGGCAUGACGGCUCUGUCUGCGGCCGAGAGCAACUUCCAAGACCCUCCUCAGGGCGAGCCGCAGUGGCUCGCACUGGCGCAGGCAGUGUGGAAUGAACAGGCUUCACCAGACCGCCGAGGCCCCGAGUGCGGUGGCGGUUUGAGGUGGCAGAUCCAGCCUACGAAUAGAGGGUACGAUUACAAGAACACUAUCCCCAACGCCAUAUUCUUUAAUAUGGGUGCCCGCCUGGCGAGAUACACCAAUAACGACACGUAUGCGCAGCAUUCCACCGAUACGUGGAACUGGCUGAUCGAGCAUGUAUACAUCGAUGACAAGUUCAACGUUUACGACGGUGCUCAUAUCGCGGACAACUGCACGACGGUCAACAAGCAGCAGUUCUCGUACAAUGCCGCCGUGCUGUUGCUCGGAGCGGCGCACAUGUACAAUUAUACAAACGCAAGCAAGGACUGGGAGGCCCGGGUCAGCGGCCUCCUCGACGGCAUCGAGCGCGUCUUCUUCCUAAACGGCACGGCCUACGAGCCGACCUGCGAGGCGCGCAUCUGCCUCACGGACCCGAUCAGCUUCAAGGGCUACCUGCACCGGUGGAUGGCGGUGUCCUCCCAAGUAGCCCCCUUCAUCCACGACCGGGUCAUGGGGCUCCUCAAGACGUCGACGCGGGCCGCCGUCGACCAGUGCACGGGCGGCGCCGACGGCCGGCAGUGCGGCUUCCACUGGAGCACGGGUAUGUACGACGGCGCCACGGGCGCCGGCCAGGAGAUGAACGUCGUGGGCGCGCUGGCGUCGCUGCUGAUCGAGGCUGCGGCCCCGCCCCUCACGAACGGCACCGGCGGCUCGAGUCUGGGCGAUCCCGACGCGGGGAGCGGCCCCAAGAAGGAGACCGACGAGUUUAAGCAGGUCACGACGGGCGACCAGGCGGGUGCGGGGAUCGUGACGGUGCUGCUUUUGGGGUUUGCAAUGGUGUCGCUAUGGUUUAUGGUUUGGAAAUAG
This is a messenger RNA of Anthostomella pinea, 1362 nucleotides long. Lineage: Eukaryota; Fungi; Ascomycota; Sordariomycetes; Xylariales; Xylariaceae. The record is from the annotation of a GenBank genome assembly.